GUGAUCGGGAAUCCAACAUGGCGGACGAAAUGAGGGAAAAAGUGGCUCAACUUUUAAAGGGAAUUGACAGGUAUGAAAGCUGACGGCUGCUGUUUAACUUACAAAACAACUCAAAACUUGUUACUGCAUAGAUUAGUAUAGGUAGAAGGUAGUAAGAAACCUAUUGUGAAGAAAACGUGGUGGUCUUUUGAUCACGUGUCGGAAAUAACUGAUAGAAAGAUUACAGCAAAAUUAUUUUGUGAGGAUUUUCUGGUUGUUUCUAUCCAUGAAGUUAUAAAUUUGCUUACUUGAUUUAAGACCAAAUCGUUUCUUUUGUUUUAGGUACAAUCCGGAAAAUCUGACAACACUUGAAAGCUAUGUUCAUCUUCAGGUAGGAACAAGAAAUUUUAGCUCAUGUACUUCAAUAAAGGCAUUUUCCAUAAAUUAUUAUAGCCUUUAUGAACCCUUGUUCUGAGGUUAAGCUAUCUUGUUAUGGUUGCUCUCAAGCAAUUUUGACCUAUGAGACAACUACCAUAAUAAAACCAAAACCAUCAUGAGACAAAACAAGAGGAAUGAAUGUGUAACAUACCUCGUUCUUUAAAGCGAUAAUGAGAUGAAAAAAGUGGUAUUAAUGUGUAAUAAUUAUAUCUCGCUCUUAAUCCUUGAUGAACAAUGAAACAAGCGUGAUAAAUGAGUACUAUAUCUUGUUCUCUAAUCUUCAUUGAGAUGAAACAAGUGCAAUAAAUGUGUAAUAAGAAUGCUUGAGGAUGUUGUUGAGCAGGAUAAAAUUUGUAGCGACAUAUAUAACUCUGCUUUUCUGGUGACUUGACAGUAAGUUUCGGGCGACGUGAGUCUGAGUCAUGAGUCUUGACAGUAAACUGAAUUCUUCGACUGAGUUACUCCUCCUCUUUUGUUCUAGGUCUAUAAUAACGUCUAUGACCUGGAUGCAAAUCUUGCUGUUUUAAAAUUGUGAGUACAAGUCUAUGUACAAUGUACAUGUAUUUCAUUGCAAGUGCCAUAUAACAUGAUUUUGGCUAGAUUGCAGAAUACCUGGCCCACUAAAUAUCUAACUUAAAAAGCUGCUCCUGCAGUCCCAAAACCUAUAACCUUAACUUUCUGACAUUUACAUGGAAAUUGGAACAUCUCCUCUGAUGCUCAUUUGCCAUUAGAGAUUGCUUGUUGCUUGCAAGUAGAGGUGAAUGCUGUCAGUGAAUUUUUUCCUUAUCUCCAAGCUAACUAAUCCGAUUGUGUUGUAAGUGCCAUAUUCACUCUAAAUGCAUUGCCUUCCCUCAAGCCGUUUUGAUGUAUGAACACCCUACAAUUUUAGAGAACCUGUUCAUUAGAUUACAGUGUUAUACAAUAAAAAAUCUGUUACAUGUAGUACAAAAACGAGCAGUCAAAAAACCUAUCAGAUGAAGGCAUCCUAUCAUCUUGUGUUGUAUUGACCGGGGGCCAAACCAGUCCCAAACAGGCUAUAGAUACCAAUUAAAAACUAAACUCUUUCAUUACUAGCAUCCAAACUUACUAAUAAUUAAUAAUAUUUUCAUAUUAGGUACCAGUUCAAUCCUGCUUAUCACCAAACUACAGUCACCAUGCAGAUCCUGCUGAAAGCUCUUAUGACUCUACCAAAUGCUGACUUCAUUAUGUGCAGAUGCCUAAUUGAUGAUGCUAAUGUAUCCUUCCUGUUAUACCUUUUUAAAAUAAUAUUAUUAGAACAGUAGCAGAAGUAGUAGCAAGAGCAGCAGCAGUAGCAGCAGUGAUAGUGGUGGUAGCAGUAGUAGUAGUAUCAUUUUUAUCAUUAUUACUUAUUAUCAAUUCAAACCAUUAAGAAAUAAAAGAAGCUACCGGUCUGUACAAAGAAGGCAACUCCUUUUUGGGGAACACCUUUGCACCUGAGAGUUAGUAUCCCUAUAUGUUUGUUGGGGAAAAUCUGACAGAGGGGUCUAGACUUGUACCCACUAUUGAAUCUUUUUUACCUGGCCCAUAUUAUUUUUUCUAGUACAUUUCAAUGAUAAUGUACAAUGUACAUGCUACUUGAGGCAUGAAAUUGCACUCCACUGUAAAUGAUGGAGCUUCAAAAGACUUCUAUUUCUUCUUUGAUGAAUUUAACUACUCAGGAAAUGGUGUCAAAAACUCUCAUUUUAUAACUGUGUGCGAAUGUCGGGCAAAGGUGAAGACCCCUGGACUCAGACCCCCAUAGAUCCACCACUACCACAUCAAUUUAAAAGUGUGUUACAUGCACCUCAGCUGCCAUUAACUAAACGAAAAAUUGACUUGCUAUCCUUGACAUUCGUCAGCAACAGGAUCCAGCUAUAGCUAGUGUUAUCAAACUCGCAGAACUGUUGGAAACCUGUAACUUUUUGGAGGCUUGGGUAGGCUCUUGUUUGAUGUUUUAUUAAAAUAAAUGUGUUAUAAUGUAGUCAUCAGCCAGGUAUAAAACCUUUCAAAUCAAAAAUUAAAGUUAUUUUAUGUCUAUAUUGUUCUUCACAUGUAUGUUUUGUUCACUUAUUUUUUAUUAUGAUAGUGUACUUUUCUGGCCCCAGUUGGCUUAAAGAUGGUUAAUGCUAUCCACUGAAUAGUGCAAUUGGUUUUUCUUUGUACCUAUCUGUUGGAUACAGAUUUAUCUGGUGAAUAGCUCGCUCUCCAAUGGGGCCUGCCUUAUUAAAUGUGUAGUUUUCCAACACCCUUUCUACAACUUUUUCAUGUCAAUUUUUUUUUUUUCAGAAAUACCUAGAGGAAGAAAGUUCUCUUGUGGAGGGUGUUGUAGGAUUUCAUGAUGCAAUAAGAAAAUGUAAGCUUAGUUGACCCUUGACUAACGUUCACCCCUACAGGAUAAUGGCAAUGGAACCUUGUUAUUUAAUCCAUUACCAAAUUGUCCUUCAUUCCUCAGAGCCACGUGCAACAAGUGAUAAAAUGAAAUUUUGCAAAUUAAUGGUACAGGAUAAUGGCGUUGGAACCUUGUUAUUUAAUCUAUUACCAAAUUGUCCCUCUUUCCUCAGAGCCACAUGCAAUGAGCAAUAAAAUGAAUUUAUGCAAAUUAAUGGUAAAAAGGAGGAGAGAUUGGCUUCCACCCUCGUUCCUCGUGGCUUCGCUGCUCGCUCCUCACAAUGUGCUCCCAUCUCCAUGACUCAAAAGAAAAAUAAGGGAUUGCUCACAGUCUAUUACCAAAUACUUAAUUUUUUUCUCCUUCUUCUUUCAAAUUUCUGGACAAUGCUUUAUUUGUACAUAUAGUUUGAUUAAGAGUCUUUCAUUGCAUGUUUACAGCCACGUUUCCUGUAUCUGUUUUAUUUUGUACAGAUGUUAGCUAUGUCAUAGGAAUAACAUAUCAAACAAUAGACAAAAGCCUUAUCUCUGAACUUCUUGGAGGGCUCCAAGGUAUGUGAUUUAUAGGGUGAUGUAACAUGUUGCUUGACAAGUGGAUGAUAAAAGAACAGUACAAAUAAUUACAGUUUACUCAUCAAAAACCAGCUCCUGUGAGAACACAGUAUACAAAACACCCAACUUUUCCCAGUCAAAACCCUAUAAGCCUCCCAUAAAUGAACCCCUCUUGUAAGCAACCACAACCACUUUUCGCUCUGACAGUUUUAUAAUUUUCCAUUAUUUUUAAUCUCUUGUAAGCAAACACGUGAUGCAUGGUGUGAUCUCUUUGUUUUCUUAUACACAUAUUCCAACACUCAGAGUAUAGAAGGAACAUAUAUUCAGUGACAUGGAACUACACCUGUUUUUACUUAGAAAUUGCAUGCAAUAAAUUCUCUUCCAACAAGUAGAUGUGUCGGGACCUCUUCUUGGAUGAAACCCCUUAUGAUUUGAUUCUUGUUUUAGGCAACCACCUCCUGUAAGUGACCUUUAAUUCUUUUGCAUUUUGGUACUGGAAGUUUGACCGUAAGAUCAUUAUUAUACAGUUUUUCUUUUCAUUGACCAUCAGGACAAAAGCACAAAAUACCAGCUUGGACAAUGUUCCUUGAUUGGCACAUAAUUAUUCUAGAAGGAACAGUAGAUGUUGAAGGUUCUUAAACAUCGAGUCAGUAAAUAAUCUUACUAGUAAUAAUUUUAGAUCAUUCUACCCGUCUGGGAAACUGACCACCCACCCCUUCCCUAAGCCAACAUUUUGCAUUAAGUGAGAAGUAAGUGUUGAUGUUGACUUAGGGGAGGGGUAGGUGAGCAGUUUCUCAGAAAUGUAUAAUGAUCCAUAAUUUUUUUCGUAGGGGAUGAACUUGAUAACUGGAUCAAAACACAGAACUGGACACUCAAAGAGGAUGGAAAAGUAUUUAUUUGUAACCAAGAUGCACACAUCAAAUCCAAAAAUAUUGCAGAGAAAAUCGAUUUUGACAGUAAGUGA
Molecule: messenger RNA, 4318 nt
Organism: Porites lobata
Lineage: Eukaryota; Metazoa; Cnidaria; Anthozoa; Scleractinia; Poritidae
Source: the annotation of a GenBank genome assembly